Molecule: messenger RNA, 974 nt
Organism: Coccinella septempunctata (seven-spotted ladybird)
Lineage: Eukaryota; Metazoa; Arthropoda; Insecta; Coleoptera; Coccinellidae
Exons: 4
Coding region: 236-769 (177 amino acids)
Source: RefSeq, a predicted model, not a curated record
AUCCCGUUUAUCGGUCUGGCAACGAGCAUCCCAUGGGCCCAAAACCCAAUACCGAAAAUAUAAUUAUGUUACCAAUGCAGCGUUUUUCUUGAUAACUUUCACUUUUACGUGGUCCGCCAGUCCACAAUCCACAUAGCGGGGCGAACAGACAGGUACCUUGUAAAUUAAACUACAGAAGCAUCCAGUCUUGCAAUGUCUUAUGAAACAAUCGCCGACUUCAAUAAGUAGUUAAACGAUGUCUACAACGGGUGAAAUAGUCAGGCGAAUUGUGAUUGUGAUGUGCGUGUUGAUCAUCUUUUGCACCGAUUACUCGGGGAUGAUACAGAGGCUGCUUGGGGUUAACAAGACGGAGGAGACGAAUCUCAGGCCCACACCGACAAACCCUGGUUAUGGCGAUAGAAAAGCGCAGAUUUUCAUCGAUGCCGAUAUAGAGCCUGACUCUAUCAAAAAUAUAGGUACGCCAACUUCAAAAUCGCAAAUUCUACAAACAAUUAAGAAUGCAUGUUUGCCGAAAUUGAUAUGCGAGUUGAACGCUACGCCUGAGAAAGAUAAACUGAGCGAGACUGAAAAAUCCCUCCUGACAUUGCUUAGGGACACUUCUAUAACGACAAAAGCAGAACUUACUUCGAAGUAUCAUUUCGCCGCUCACAUGGGACAACUCAUAGCUGGAGUGGAGAGUAACGGUUGUCAUAACUUCUACCCAACCUGCCCAUUUCCAGGGUUACAAGUAUUACAAAUGAUGAAGAAGGUUAGGAUGAGAAUGACAUAAUGAUAGAUCUCAUUAUAUCACACUUGGAAGACUGCCACAUUGUAAUGUAACAGGAGGCCUCAUUUUUAUAUUGUACCACUUAUGAUGAAGCUCUAAGCAUCAUUUUUUUAUGUGAUAUUAGGUUAAGUUAUGGUCUAUAAUAUAGGCCAACAAUAAUCGAACGAAAUAUACCUGUAAUGAUGAUGAUUAAAUUGUACAUAUUUGA